Messenger RNA from Fukomys damarensis (Damara mole-rat), 1799 nucleotides. RefSeq names its product NECAP endocytosis associated 1 (gene Necap1). The coding region runs from base 1 to 813 and encodes 270 amino acids. The record is from RefSeq and is a predicted model, not a curated record. Gene Ontology annotation, cellular component: clathrin vesicle coat; membrane. NCBI's taxonomy places the organism in Eukaryota, Metazoa, Chordata, Mammalia, Rodentia, Bathyergidae. The transcript has 8 exons. Gene Ontology annotation, biological process: endocytosis.
AUGGAGUACGAGUCUGUGCUGUGUGUGAAGCCAGACGUCAGCGUCUACCGGAUUCCACCCCGGGCCUCCAACCGCGGCUACAGGGCAUCUGACUGGAAAUUAGACCAGCCUGAUUGGACUGGUCGCCUCCGAAUCACCUCCAAAGGGAAGACUGCCUAUAUCAAACUUGAAGAUAAAGUUUCAGGGGAGCUCUUUGCUCAGGCACCAGUAGAACAAUAUCCUGGUAUUGCUGUGGAGACAGUGACAGAUUCCAGCCGUUACUUUGUAAUCAGGAUCCAGGAUGGCACUGGGCGCAGUGCAUUCAUUGGCAUUGGCUUCACAGAUCGGGGAGAUGCCUUUGACUUUAAUGUCUCCUUACAAGAUCACUUCAAGUGGGUAAAGCAAGAAACUGAGAUUUCCAAAGAAUCUCAGGAAAUGGACAGUCGUCCCAAGUUGGAUCUAGGCUUCAAGGAAGGACAGACCAUCAAGUUGAGUAUUGGGAACAUUACAACCAAGAAAGGUGGUGCUUCUAAGCCCAGGACUGCAGGAACUGGGGGUCUAAGCUUACUUCCCCCACCUCCCGGAGGCAAAGUCACUGUUCCCCCACCAUCCUCAGUAGCUAUCAGCAAUCACGUCACCCCGCCACCCAUUCCCAAGUCUAACCACGGAGGCAGUGAUGCAGAUAUCCUCUUAGAUUUGGAUUCUCCUGCUUCUAUCACAACACCAGCACCAGCUUCAGUUUCUGCAAGCAAUGACUUGUGGGGAGACUUCAGUACUGCAUCCAGCUCUGUUCCAAACCAGGCACCACAGCCAUCCAACUGGGUCCAGUUUUGAGUAGCAUUGGCAGGACAUUAAGGACAGACUUGAAGAAUAAAAAUGACCUUGAGGGCACCAAUCUCUGAGGGAGGUUAGGAACCCUUUUCCCUCCCCAGAACCAAAAUUGAUGGACAAUCUUUUACAUAGCAUCUCCAUUGUAUUCAGGCUGAUUUAUGUCACUUCCCUAUAUUGUUACUUGCUGUACAUUCAAGAGAGAUCUGUUAUUUCCUGCUCAUUACCACAGCAGAAUAGUGGAUCUUACAAUACCUAUGGCUGACUGCAGGGUUCUGAAGGCCAAUGACUUUGAGAGGGGAAUGACUUCUAACAUUUAUAAAGAUUUUCUCCAUCUUCUAAAUUCUUAAAUGUAUUUCAGAAUCAUCUCAUGACCCUUGUGUGCCUCUUUGUGAAGCCCUCUUCACCAAUUUCAGGGGAAAGAAAAGGCUUGAAACUUUUUGUUUUUUUAAACCCAAUACUCUCAAAAUGGAUGGGCUGACCUCAGUAUUUACAAAAUUCAGAACUUUGACGCCUGGGCUACAUAGUGACUUCAAGGCCAGCCUGAACUACAUAGCAAGAUCCUGUCUCAGAAAAAAAAAAAAAAAAAAAGAAUAUGGAGAGAGAGAAUAUGGAUAGAGGCAGGUUUGGAGAAAGCUGUGUGUCCUGGGUCUCUUCUUUCCAGCCUCCUUCAGGCUUUCCCUUUUCAGCCAACAGUGAACACUCAGUGCUUGGUGUAGCUCCAUUACCCUCUUGGGUGUUUACAUGUCUCUUCCUGAGAUGAGAGGGUUGUGUUGGCAGCACUGCCACUGUUCUUUGCUGUUUGUUGAUUAAUGCAGCAUCGUUGAGCAGUGGGUGUUUUUAAGGUGGAGGAGGUUCAAGGGACUGUGCUUUCUAAAUUAUAGAAGAGUUGAAUUUCUUGCAGCUCCACCUGGUUGCUGCAUUGGAAGCACAGCAUUCAUUCGUAGCCAACCUUUUAUUUAACUUAACAUUGAAGAGUUUAGAGUUUUUAA